CAAACUCCAUUGACUUCUUGCAAGCUCAGUACUACACUUCUACUUCUACUUCACAGAAGCCCUGCAAUUUUUUUACAUGAAUGGCUUAGAGCAUAAAUUUAGAUGAACCCAUCACCAAAUAUCAAUAUUAUAGUCAUUGCAUUGACUUGGCCUUUUUUUUUAUUUAAUUGUUAAUCUAUUAUUAGCAGUCAUUGUUCCUGCUUUCAGGUUACACCACCAUUGAUACAAACAUUUAGGAGGUAAUUAACUAAAUGCUAAUCUUGAAGAAGACAGCCAUAAUGAAGGGCGCUGGUGACAGCCAUAGCUUCAAUUACUUCCCCAUACUUCUCGUAUCUAUUACUUUUCUUUCAGUGACAUUCUUUGGAUUUGUUUUGUACAAUGAACACACAACGAUAUUGUCUAAACACCAAGAGAUUAUACAAGCCAACAAAGAAAGUGAUCAGGGCAUUAAAAGAUGUGACAUCUUCAGUGGAGAGUGGGUUCUAGAUAAUGUGACUCACCCUUUAUACAAAGAAAAUGAAUGUGAGUUUCUAACGGAUUGGGUGAGAUGUUUGAGAAAUGGGAGGCAGGAUUCUCUGUAUCAGAACUGGAGAUGGCAGCCCAGAGAUUGUUUUUUGCCCAAGUUUGAUGGAAAAUUACUGCUAGAUAAGCUUCGAGGAAAGAAGCUCAUGUUUGUUGGAGACUCCUUACAUUAUAACCAGUGGCAGUCCAUGGUUUGUAUGGUUCAAUCUGUUGUGCCUCCGGGCAAGAAGAGCGUCAGCUAUCCUUCAACCUACAUUUACAGAUUCAGAGCAGAGGACUAUAAUGCUUCUAUUGAGUUUUACUGGGCACCCUUUUUGGUUGAGUCCAGUGCGGAACCUCCAAAUAUGAGAGAUGGCAAAAGGGACGCCAUGAUCAUGCCUGAAUCAAUCUCAAAGGGUGGAGAUAUUUGGAAGGAGGCUGACUACCUCAUUUUUAACACAUAUAUUUGGUGGAUUAAAUCUCCAACUAUGAAAGUGUUACGAGGAUCGUUCGAUGAAGGUGCCACAGAGUAUGAUGAAAUCAAUGUGUACACAAUAUAUGAUAGAACUUUGAGGACAUGGGCAAAGUGGGUUGAGGAAAAUGUUGAUCCAAAUUCAUCUGUUUUUUUCAGCAGCAUGGCUCCCCAACAUAUCAGGAGUUUAGAUUGGAACAACCCAGAAGGGAUCAAGUGCGCAAAGGAAACAACACCAAUUCUAAACAUGUCAAUGCCAGCAAAUGUUGGCACAGACCAUAAGCUCUUUGAGAUUGCAGCAAAUGUGACUCAAUCAAUGAAGCGGCCUGUCCAUUUCCUCAAUAUAACCACCCUCUCUGAAUACAGGAAAGAUGCACAUACCUCCAUCUAUGGUUCUUCUGCUAAACACAAUUCGGACUCUCCAGACGCGAAGAUCGAUCCUGAUUGUGUUCAUUGGUGUCUCCCUGGAUUGCCAGACACAUGGAAUGAGUUCAUCUAUACACAAAUCAUCUUCAGCUAUUAAACUCCUAUUGAUGAUAUUCUUUUUGUUAAUUUUUUCAGUCAUUCUAGAUUAUGCCUGCAACUACUAAUUGCCAUUAGUUGGCAUUCAACAAUUGUAAAUGAAU
This is a messenger RNA of Pistacia vera, 1599 nucleotides long. Its product is annotated as protein trichome birefringence-like 30. The record is from RefSeq and is a predicted model, not a curated record. Gene Ontology annotation, molecular function: O-acetyltransferase activity. Gene Ontology annotation, cellular component: Golgi apparatus. The transcript is spliced from 5 exons. The coding region runs from base 252 to 1496 and encodes 414 amino acids. NCBI's taxonomy places the organism in Eukaryota, Viridiplantae, Streptophyta, Magnoliopsida, Sapindales, Anacardiaceae.